AGAGCUUGAGGUCAGACUGUCAGGGCGAACGAAAAAACUUUACUUGACGAAUAAUAUCGCACAGUCCAAUUACAAUUCGCGAGUGUGUUCCUAAUUCCAACAAAAUAAAAGUCAAUACUAAAUAUUUUGUAACAUAAAUCCCAUUACUAAGUCUUCUAUAAUGUAAUAAUCGUUUGUAGUGAGUAGUGGCAUAUAGUAAGAGAAUAUUCGCAUCAAUAAAGUAUAAAAAAAUUCAAGUGAUUUGUGCAAAAAAACUUUUCUCGAGUCCUCAGUAAAGAUGGACUGCACAGGUCGGGCUUGGAUUUACGAGUGACAAUUUGAUUACUUACACUCAUAGCGUCUACUGAAUGGUUAAUUAUCACUAAUUUCAGCACCUGCAAUUCACAAAGAUGGCUGCCAAUGCACUUGAGGAGAAAAUAAAUAAAAUUAAACAACAAAAUGAACAGAUAAGAAAGAGAUAUAAAGAAGUUGAAGCUGACAAGAAAAAUGCAGCAAAGCUGAAUGCAUUAGUUCAGCUAGUUCCAUCAGAUGAUUGGCCUGAGAGAAGAGAGCCACCUGAAUUUUCAGCUCCACCAAAAACUGUUCAAAAACAAAAGUCAGUAACAAAAGAUAGGGAAAAUGAAAGGUCUACCCAAUACUAUACAGGAAUUCAAGAAAGGCUUGCCAAAAAGGAGCAUAAAUUUGCACAGGGAGAAGGGCCUCCACCAGAUCCAAAAUAUAACUUUUUAGCAGACAGUGAAAGAGAAACACGUACAGUUGAAAACAGGACAGAUGAGGACAAAAACAAAUCAAGAAAUAGGGCUUCUCGAGGAGGAGCUGGUCCUAGAAGAAGAGGUGGCAAUAAUGCAGUAGGUGGAGGAUCAAGAGAUGCUUUUUUCAAAGAUAAUCAGGGUCUGCAAGCUUUCCAUAAUAGAGAAGAGUCUCUACCAGAAUAUAAGGCUUGGAGAGCUGAGCGUAACAGAAUUGAUGAAGCUCGAAUCAAUAGGCAAAAGACAGCUGAAGGUAAUUGGCGAAGAGAGUGGGAUUGUAACAAGGUAAGUCUUGAGAAAGAUCAACCAAAAAGAGAUUAUACUCAUAAAGAUUUAUUUGACAGAAGGAAUAAUCGUUAUGACAAUGAUUACUCCACUCGCGGACACGGAGGAAGUAGAACUUAUCAUCAGUCACAAAAAAAUUACAGUCAAGAUUAUCGUCAUCCUUAUCAUGAGCAGCUUCAUGAGUUUAAGAAACAACAGUCAGACUGUAAGACACCACUUUCACCUGUUGACAAUAGAACUGUAGCAGCUUUUGACCAAAGCAUUAAAGUUACAGUGAACCAAGGAAGCCAAGCAAAUAAGUCCACAGUGAUGAGCGUUAAAGUGAAUUCACCAAGCAUCGCUGGGACUGGACGAGUUGGUCCACGGCAAAAAAGUCGAAUUACCUACAGCAGUCAGUCAGAUUCUAAUACUAUGGCUUCCGAAUCAAAUUCAUUUAUGAAGCAAAAAUCUUUCGAUGAAAAAGCGGCAACUGCGAAUUUUAAUAACGGACCUAAAUUAGCUCCAAAAAGUCCUUUUGCACAGAGGAAAAAAGAAGGUAACCUAAAAUCUUCUCAUUUUUUUAAAAAGGAAUUCAGAAAUGACCUAUCUCCUCGUCCUAAAAGUCAAUCGCAGGCCUUACUUUCUCAAAGAAAUGAAUCAAGAGAUCAACGACAAUCUAAUAAUUUCUUUUCAAAGUCCCAACGAAUUCAAAAGCGAAAAUUUGAAUCUAUUAAAACAGGUAAUGUUUCUGUUGUCGAAGAUUUCAUGCCUGUUGAAAAUGAUAUCAAUAAACCAAUAGAUAAUCAAUUUCAUAUUCAAAACAACGACAUCAUAGAGCGUGAAACUAAUAAUAUUGAUUUUCUGAUAAUACAAGAUACAACUAAUAAUACAAGAUUUUCUGACCUGUUAAACAAUUUCAGUCAUUCGGUUGCUGAUGAUAAUGAAAUUAAAGUCAGAAUUGAAGAAAAAGCUGUUGAAGAAAGUAAUAAAAAUAAUGAAAAUGACAAUAAUAUAAAAACUUAUCAAAAAUCGGAAUCAACACAAAAAAGUGAGAUCUUUGAUGUGUAUCUAGUUGAUAGAAGUAUUGAAAAAAUAGUUAAUUCUUCUUCUGACUUUGUUAAUAGAUCUAUUGCAGAUCACCAAGAAAUUGUCACAACUUCUUAUGAAUCAUCUUCAACAGCUGAUUCUAAAUCAGAUAUACUAGGUGCAGUUGAAGUAAAAUCAAACUUAAAUACAACAAAAGAAAUUUUGGAAACGACAGUUGAUAUGAAUAAUAAAAAAGAAGAUAUUGAUUUGAAACCAGAGGAGGAAAAAAAUGUAAUGUUAGAGCAAAGUGAAAAGAAAAUUACAUUUAAACAAAAUGAAACAGAUGACGCUACAAAUGAAGAAUCUCAACAAUCAAACUCUGCUGAGUUGAAAGUUGAUAAUUCAAAAGUCGAAGAUAAUUCAGUAAUUGAUUUAGUUGAACCAGAAGAAAAUGCCCAAAUACACGAUUCAAUUCCUAAAGAUAGCGAUGAUAGUGGUUUCCUUGAUAAUGCUGAAAUCGAUUUCUUCAAUAAAACAAGUAUAUCUGAAAUAAAUGAUUCUGCAUUACUGAGUGACUGCAAUGUUAUUGAAGAUUUAGAUGGUUCGUUUAAAAAAUCAGUUGUUGAGACUGAGAAAGACAAAAUUUUCCAAGAACCAACAAAAUCUGACUUUGUAAGUAUAAUUAAAUGCGAUUGUAAAGAAACUGUUGAUAUUUGUGAUAACGUUAGUGUCGCAUCAAGUGACAUACAAGUAAUCGAAAGCAAGGAAAAGUCGAAUGAGAUUUCAGCGAUUUCUAUCACAGAUAAUAACGAUAAAGUUAUAGAAAAUGAUCAAGAAAAUUUAGAAGCUUCUAGAAUGAUUAACAUGAAAGAAGAAAAUAUCAAUACUAUGGAAAAGAAAGCAGAACAAUUAUCAGAAGAAUCUACUGAACUUAAAUCUGAAGAAUCAAAAAACGUGUAAUCGCGAUAUAAAUGCACUAAAAAAAAUAUUCUUUGAAAUGCCGCUUUAAUUCAAAAAACUGAAAUUUUUAAAGUUGAGUAAGAAGUUGAUGGUUCUUAUAAUUACGAAAAGAAAAUCUAUUUUUAUUGUCUAGGAAUAAGGUAUUUAAAACUAACAUUUUCAAAUUUGUGCAGUUACUUAACAUAACUUCGAUAACAAAUUAUAUUUUUAAUCAAAUAAUACAUAAUAAUAAAAAAAUGAGUUAAUAAUAAAAUAGAUUUUUCAAUAAAUUAUUAAAGCGAACAUAUACAAGAAGUUCUGAUUUUUCAAAACAUCGGAUGUGUAUAAAUGCAAUAAAGAUAUAUACUACUUCAUGUGAAAUUAGUAACCAUCUAAAAGUUAAAAGGUUCGUCAGUAUUUUCAGAUUCUUACGAACUCUUACUCAGAUUCUUAUAACGCGAAAUGAGAUAGGCGAAUUAGAGCAUAAAAAUGUUAACUGAAUAAGUGUUUACAAAAUAGUGAUAAUCUAGCUAAAGAAAUUGUGAUAAAAUAAAAAAAAAGAAAAAUUAGCGCUAUAUUACUAUUAAGAAAUCAUUAUCAAGUAGAUUAAUAAAAUCACUUUUUCUGUUGUAGAUUGAUUCUGUGAGGCUGGUUUAUCUAUAUUUAGUGUAUAAAGCCAUAAUUCUAUUUUCUAAUGCUUUAUUAUUUUACUUACAAGUAAAAUUUUUUAUAUAAAUUUUACGCAGCUUUAUAUGAAUAAAAUUACUAACAAUCGUUUGUCUUUCUAAUUUUGUUUUUCUGUUAUAACAAUUUUAUUUUUGACUGACAUAAUAUUAUCUAUCUAUCACUUUUUGUGUGAAAUUAUUUGUAAGAUUAUAUGUAUUCAGCAAAUAAUGAUUUUGUUAGUUAACUGUAAGUUUAUCAAUGCCUUAAGCACAAAAGGUAGCGUACGCAAAAAGUAAUUCGCUCAUAUAUUUAGAUUACCUUCCAAGAAUUAAUACGUAAAAUGAUUUUUUUACAUAGUAAUCUGUUGUAUUUUUGAAUACUUUGUUCAGCCAAUUAUUUACUUUUUUUUAAUGUUCAGAGUUUUAUUUCAUCGUGGAAUUCAUUUAUUUCAACGAAUUUUCUUUGAAUUGUACAAUUCAUAUAAUUCAUGUUUUAUGCUUCCGAAAUACGAGGUGAAAGGAUGUAUUCAGGAUUAUUUAAUAAAAUAGUCAAAAUCGAAUAAUCUUUAGAAUAAGUUGUUUAAUUCCUUAUUUGUGCUCAUAUUUAAUGUUGUUUAGUCAAUACAUUGCACAUUAAUUUUUUAUAUAAAUUGCAAAUGAGAAUGAAUAUUAAAAUGAAGUGUUAUGAGCUUCUGUCAUUAGGUUGGAUUCACAAUGUAUAAAGUGGACUAUAAAAUAGAUGUACGCAUGAUUGUUAUUUUUCGUGACGAAAAAAUAUCGUAUAUUAUUAUAUUAUUGUUUUUGACAACGAAAAAUUAAUAACCCAAUUACCUAUCAAGUUUUAAAUUAAAGAAGAAAAAUUAUACAUCCAUUGUUAAUUUAAAAGCUGUUAAAGCAAUUUUUUUACACAAGCAUCAUGUAAUUUUUUUUGUAUUCAUCACACGCGGUCAUGAUAUGUUCAUAUAAUAAUAUAAGCAGAAUAUAACAAAAUUGAUAGGCGCAGAUCUUACAAUAAACAAAAACAGCUUAUUGUGAAAAUAGUAUACUACUUUAUUUAAAUCAUUAUUUACGAAAAAUAUUUCUAAUAUCCCAAUAUUAAUUUUCAUAACGUAUAUUUAAAACUAAUAACAUGUUCCAAUUUUGUCAAGAGACUUGAAUUAUGUGCACGAAUAAAUUUCAAAUGUAUAGCAAACACGAAUUAUACAUUUACAUAAAUAUAAUAUCCGAAUUUGUUAGUACAGUGAUUGGUGAUAUGUUGCCCAAAGGACGAUCCACAGUUUUCCCAGAUUUAACCUCUCUGAAAUUGUUAAUAAAACUGU
Molecule: messenger RNA, 4962 nt
Organism: Phymastichus coffea
Lineage: Eukaryota; Metazoa; Arthropoda; Insecta; Hymenoptera; Eulophidae
Product: AP2/ERF domain-containing protein PFD0985w-like
Exons: 8
Coding region: 390-2999 (869 amino acids)
Source: RefSeq, a predicted model, not a curated record